Molecule: messenger RNA, 1524 nt
Organism: Cinclus cinclus
Lineage: Eukaryota; Metazoa; Chordata; Aves; Passeriformes; Cinclidae
Gene: FOXN4
Product: forkhead box N4
Exons: 9
Coding region: 1-1524 (507 amino acids)
Biological process (GO): regulation of transcription by RNA polymerase II
Molecular function (GO): transcription cis-regulatory region binding; DNA-binding transcription factor activity, RNA polymerase II-specific
Source: RefSeq, a predicted model, not a curated record
AUGAUAGAGAGCGAUAUCCCGUCCAUAAUGUCAGGAAUCAUUAGGAAUUCAGGGCAAAACCACCACCCCUCGCAGGAGUACAGACUCCUGGCUUCAGACUCGUCCCAGUUGAGUGAGGAUGAGCUCCCAGGGGAUUUGCAGUCCCUGUCCUGGCUGACAUCCGUGGAUGUGCCUCGGCUCCAGCAGAUGGCCAGUGGGAGAAUGGAUUUCAGCCUGGGGGCCCAGAAUGCCAUGCUCCAGCAGACAGGUCCCGUGGGGAGCACGAUGCUCUCGACACCCGGAGCAAUGAUCCAUGUCCAGACCAGCCUCCCACAGGGAAUCCUGGGCCUCAAUCCCAUUUCAACACACGGAGCCAAUAUGAGCCCCUAUGCCGUGGGUGGGCAGCUCUCCCCUGGUUUGCAAACACAGCAACAGCUCUUCCCCCCUCCUCCUCCUCCUCACUCCCAGCAGGUGUUUGCCCUGGCCCAGAACCCCCAGCAGUGUAACCCACCAGCAGUCUACAGCACAUCCUAUGGGACACAGCCACACUAUUCCCAGCCACGCCUGGCUCCCCACUCUGCCCAGGAACUGCAUCCAAAGCAUUAUCCCAAGCCCAUCUAUUCCUACAGCUGCUUGAUCGCCAUGGCGCUGAAGAACAGCAAGACGGGGAGUCUGCCCGUGAGCGAGAUCUACAGCUUCAUGAAGGAGCACUUCCCCUACUUCAAGACAGCCCCUGAUGGGUGGAAGAACUCGGUGCGCCACAACCUGUCCCUGAACAAGUGCUUUGAGAAGGUGGAGAACAAACUGAGCGGGACGUCCCGCAAGGGCUGCCUGUGGGCCCUCAACCCUGCCAAGAUCGACAAGAUGGAGGAGGAGAUGCAGAAGUGGAAGAGGAAGGAUUUGGCUGCUAUUCACAGGAGCAUGGCUAAUCCAGAGGAGCUGGACAAGUUGAUCACUGACAGACCAGAGAGCUGCAGACGGCCCAACAAGCAGGCAGAGCCCGAGGGUCCCCCCCUGGGUCGCAUCUCCGUGUCCCAGCUCCAGCCCCAGCCCAUCAUGACGCUGUCCCUGCAGUCCCUGCCCCUGCACCACCAGCUCCAGACCCAGGCUCGCCUCACCCCAAACUCACCAGCACCUGCACAAACGCCCCCUCUGCACACCCUGCCUGACAUGAGCCACAGCCCCCUGCCCCACCAUCCCAUGGGACGAGCCCCGGACUUCCCGAACGUGGUGGUGGACAUGAGCACGGAGGUGGAUGCUCUGGAUCCGAGCAUUAUGGAUUUCGCACUGCAAGGGAACAUUUGGGAGGACAUGAAGGACGACAGCUUCAGCCUGGACACCCUGGGUGCCUUCAGCAACUCCCCCCUGCAUCUCUCUGACUGCGAGCUGGGCACGCCCGGCCUCACGCCCGUGUCCAGCGGCAGCGACCGCUCCUUCUCCGACCUGCAGGUCACUGGCCUUUACACCACCUACACCACCCUGGACAAUGUGGCAGCUGCUCAGUACAUGAACCCCCAAGGCAACAAACCCAUCCCUCUGCUCUGA